Entrophospora sp. SA101 is the source of this 514-nucleotide messenger RNA. NCBI's taxonomy places the organism in Eukaryota, Fungi, Glomeromycota, Glomeromycetes, Entrophosporales, Entrophosporaceae. The record is from the annotation of a GenBank genome assembly.
AUGAAAGCAAUUACACUUGAACAAAGAGCUCGUAUUUACACUCUUAUUCAAGAAGGAUACUCUAGUCGUGAGAUUGCAUUUUGUGAAAAAAUUAGUCAUUCCACUGUUGUAAGAAUAAAACAAAGAAAGGAAAAAACAGGAAGUUUUGACAUUAUACCAAAACCAGGACGCCCACGCAUACUUUCUGAACAACAUGAUAGGAAUAUCUGCAGACUUAUUAAAUCGGGUGAAUGUUCUAAUGCAAUUCAAAUUCAAAAAAAAUUAAUUUCCAAUAAAAAUAUUAUUGUUUCUCCAAAUACAAUUAGACGCUCAUUGAAAAGACAAGAGGAUUGGAGAAAGGUUAUCUGGUCAGAUGAAAGUAAAUUCAUGAUUUUUGGUUCAGAUGGAAGGGAGUUGUGUUGGAAAGAUCCAAAAUCACCUUUGCGUCCACAACAUGUUAAGCCAACAGUAAAGUUUGGUGGAGGUAGUGUUAUGAUAUGGGGUUGUUUUGGAAGUUUUGGUGUUGGAAAUUAUU